AAAAAAUGUCACAAUUAAGCGACGAGAAUGAUAAUGAUACUUUCAAGAUCUUGAUCGCAACUGAUAAUCAUCUUGGCUAUCUCGAAAAAGAUCCUAUUAGAGGACAAGAUUCAUUCAACGCCUUUGAAGAGAUUCUUCAAAUUGCAGAUGCAGAAAAGGUUGAUUUUAUUCUUUUAGGUGGUGAUCUCUUUCAUCAUAAUCGCCCUUCUCGUUCAUGUAUCUACCAAACCAUGAAGAUGCUACGUCGUCAUUGUUUUGGCGAUCGUCCAAGCAAAGUAUGGAUUGCAAGCGAUCAAUCCAUCAAUUUCCCAGACGAAUUUGCAACCGCCAACUACCUUGACGAAAAUCUUAAUGUCAGUAUUCCUGUCUUUUCAAUCCAUGGUAAUCACGAUGAUCCCUCUGGAGUAGGUAAUCUAUGUGCUUUACAUUUAUUAUCAGUAGCAGGCAUGGUGAAUUAUUUUGGUGCAAGUUCAAGUGUUGAAGAUGUUGUCAUUCAACCCAUUUUGAUGCAAAAAGGCGAUACUAGAUUAGCUCUCUAUGGACUUGGAAAUAUCAGAGAGGAACGUUUGCAUCGUCAAUGGCGUGCUGGACGUGUGAAAUUUAUGAGGCCUCAACCAGAAGAGGACGGUGAGCAUCGUGAAUGGCUCGAUACAUUUAAUCUCUUUGUCUUUCAUCAAAACCGUGCACGUCAUGGACCUACUUCACAUAUCCCAGAAGAAUUUCUUGAUAGCUUUUUAGAUUUAGUUUUUUGGGGACAUGAGCAUGAAUGUCGUAUUACACCAGAAGAGUUUCAUUCCUUUGCUGUCACACAACCAGGCUCUUCUGUGGCUACAAGUUUGAGUCAAGGUGAAUCAGAACCAAAAUAUGUUGGCCUGUUGCAAAUCAAUAAACAUCAUGAGUAUAGCCUUGAUAAAAUUCGACUUAGGACGGUACGUCCCUUUCAGUUUACAUCUGUUUCUUUAAGUCGUGUUGAGACUUUACGGCCUUCAGAUCACGCUAGUACUCAAUCCUAUCUUGAAGAUGUAGUUGAAUCACUUAUCGAGCGUGCUCGAAUAGAUUGGGAAGAACAACAACGAGAGGCUUAUCGAUUAGAAAAUCUAGGCGAUAUAGAGAUGCCCUUACCACUUAUUCGUAUUCGUGUUGAUUAUUCUGGAGGGUUUGAGAAAUUUAAUCCACAACAAUUUGGACAUAAAUUUAUUAAUAGAGUUGCAAAUCCAAAGGACAUGCUUAUGUUUCAAAAAUUACAUCCAGAAGAGAGAAAUAGUCGACGAGCGACAGACAUUAUUUCUGACGUGACGAUUGCUAUCCCUGAAAGACUAGAUAAUUUGAGAGUAGAGAAUCUUGUAAGUGAGAUGCUUUCGAAUGAUUUAACUAUUUUGCCUGAAACAGGCUUAGAGGAGGCUGUGAUGUCACUUGUGGAGAAGAAUGAUAAAGAUGCAAUUCGAAAUUUUGUGACUAGAUCAGUAACAUUAAUAAGAAAUAAUAUAUCUGAUUUGACAGAGGAUCAAUUGACAGAAGAAUAUAUUAAACGUAAAGCAUCAGAAUUGAAAGAAAGUAGUCAACAACAGGAUUCUUUACCUUCACUUCAAACUAAUAAUAAUGAUAUCGCUUUACGAUCCAUUCCAGAAUCUCAAAAUAGACAAAUCAUAGAUAGUACAGCUACUCAUGUUAUUAACGAUAUAGAUAAUGAUAUUGCAAUUAUACCAACUUCAUCUGCAACUACAUCAAUGAAGAAAAGAAGAACAGAGUUAAUUACUAGUAGUCAGGAUAAUAGAAAAAAGAGACGACAGACUGAGAUAGAAGAAAAUGAUGAUUAUGAGUUGAAGACAAGUCAGCAAUUCACCAGAGCAAGAGGUAAAAGAGCAGCAGUCUCGUCUUCAAAGCAACCACAAAAAAAUAGCAUUAAUAGCAGCCAAACUAGUUAUAUUAUUUCAAGCGGUAGUGAAGAAGAGGACAAUGCUGAUAAUAAUAGAGACAUGACAUCGGUACUAUCAGUGCCAGCAGCUACAUCUUCACAAAUAACAUCUACACAAGAGAGGCGUAGAAGAGUACUGCCUUCAGCAUCACAGAAAGGAAAGCGUUAAUGUAUAUUAUUUAAAUAUCGUAAAAGUAUUCAAUAUAAAAAAGUUUUUUUUUGUUCUCAAUUUUCUUUGAUGAGAGAGCUAAGUUUUUUCAGAAAAUAAUCUAUAAUAUUAAGAGGGAAAAAAAAUCUCUUUUAAUCAUUA
Messenger RNA from Cokeromyces recurvatus, 2225 nucleotides. Its product is annotated as Metallo-dependent phosphatase-like protein. Gene Ontology annotation, cellular component: nucleus; Mre11 complex. Lineage: Eukaryota; Fungi; Mucoromycota; Mucoromycetes; Mucorales; Mucoraceae. Gene Ontology annotation, molecular function: DNA endonuclease activity; 3'-5'-DNA exonuclease activity; manganese ion binding. The transcript has a single exon. Gene Ontology annotation, biological process: telomere maintenance; mitotic G2 DNA damage checkpoint signaling; mitochondrial double-strand break repair via homologous recombination. Bases 6 to 2084 code for a protein of 692 amino acids. The record is from RefSeq and is a predicted model, not a curated record.